Molecule: messenger RNA, 1681 nt
Organism: Ooceraea biroi (clonal raider ant)
Lineage: Eukaryota; Metazoa; Arthropoda; Insecta; Hymenoptera; Formicidae
Source: RefSeq, a predicted model, not a curated record
UUAAAAUAAAUGUUUAGAGAAGAGAUAUAAGUCUAAAAUAAUAUAUAUAGUUACAUAUAUUUAUAUGUAACUUUACAACAUACAUACUGCUCACUCUUUUCAAGAUUGCAUUAAUAUUUAUGAGGAAAGCAGUUAAAUUAUUCUUGGAAACUAGACGACGUUUUUGCUCACGAUGCAGAUCCAUCAAGAUGUAUGAUAAGACUAUCCGAAAUUCGAUCUUAUAUGCGCCGCAUAAUUUCAACGCACACGAUGACAAUCAACAGAACAGAGAUACCCCCUCGGGACAUUAUUCUACGGAAUCAGGUCAUCUGAAGCAGAGGUGUACGCGCGAGAAGUGGUGGGAGUGCUAAAUACAUGUUGAACGCUGUGUAUAUAGAUCACACAUCAUUACAGCAUCCUGGCAGUCCGCUCCUUAAUUUCAUUAAGUUCACAUCCCUUUCUCCACACUCGAGAAUGGUGCUCCUUCAGCUUUUUGCUAUUAUUAUCUUUUUGCUAGAUGCAUCAGUGAGAACGUACUCUGUUCCAUAUGAAAGCACCCUGGCUUUUUCUACAACCUCAAGAUUGAUAUAUACAGCAUCUGAGUCUAAUCCUACUUUUAGUGGAUACUCCUAUGCAACUCAAGAUCUUAAUGGCGAUGGAAGUAAUGUUGUUUUUACAACCGGCGUCGACUCCGUGAGCAGAUUGAAAAAUGAAAUGAAUCUGAUUUAUAAAGCCAGUGGCAAGACUAUGCCUGACAGAUAUUUACAAAGAGAUACGUUGAAUAAAAUCCCAGAGACAUCAACGUCUUCAGAAAUUACACUCAAAAAAGUUGAAACAAACAUGACUAAACAUGAAAAUCUUGAAUCAAGUGUUGAAAUUCUCAGUGAAGAAAAAGAGCUGUCCAAAACUUCUGAAGUAAAUGAUAAUUUUGUUGAUUAUCAAGUAGCUCCUCAGCAUGUUUCCUUUGUACGUGUACCUUAUUCAGCAUUUAGACCAAAUUUAUUGAACCUGCUUCCAACAGUACAUGCACAAUAUCCCAUAUCAUCAAACAGAAUAGAGGACCAAUAUUAUUCUCACAAUCCUUAUGCUCGUCUAGAGCUGCCUCUUCACAAUUUUGAUUUCUACAAUCCUGCAGUGCCACUAUUUUAUCAACCAGCAAUCACAAUUUCUGAUAGUAGCUUCGGGCUUGCACCGACAACUUCUGAAGAUAUAAAAACAUUUACGGAUUCAUUGGUUGCUAAAGAUUCGCAAGCUAAUGCUACUGAAUCUAGUGCGUCAGAGUCCAACAUAGUAGAAUCAAGAUCCAACUUGGAAACAACGACAGGUAUAGCUGAAGAAAUAUUGUCAAAUGAAUCUCCUUCCACAAACAAACUUGAAUCCACCACUACAUCUGAAAGAGCUAAGGAAAAAAUUGUGACUGAGUCUAUAAGCUCAACAGAAGUAUCUGAGACCUCUGUUGAACAAAUUACAGAAAACAAAGCAAGUACUGAACCUGCAAGUACAGAAGCAAGCUCUUCAAUGUAGAAAUCAUCUGAAAAAUGUGAUAUAUGCAAAGAUUUGUAACUUGAAUGUAUAAAUUCAUUGCAUUCUACGUAUUGACAAUUAUGUUAAUAAUGAUAGAAUUUUGAUAUGUAAAAUGUGCCUUACUGCAAUUGUAAAUACUAUUGGAAUUAUACAAAAAUAAAUUUGGUAUCAUUUAUUA